Molecule: messenger RNA, 1718 nt
Organism: Prosopis cineraria
Lineage: Eukaryota; Viridiplantae; Streptophyta; Magnoliopsida; Fabales; Fabaceae
Product: SWI/SNF complex subunit SWI3B
Exons: 6
Coding region: 19-1446 (475 amino acids)
Molecular function (GO): protein binding
Source: RefSeq, a predicted model, not a curated record
UUUCGUUGCCGCUGUAUCAUGGCGGCCAAGUUAUCGGCUGAUAGUGUUGAAACGCCUCCGCCUAAACAAGUUCCGCCCGAGGCCUCAUUCGCCGAUUCCAGAGACGGUAGCCGCACUGCCUCGGCGUCGGUUUCGGCCUCUCCCGAGGUUAACGUAAUCCAUGUGCCCAGCCACUCCAGUUGGUUUACAUGGAAUGGCAUACAUGAAUGCGAAGUUCGGCAUCUCCCUGAGUUCUUCGAUUCUGCUUCGCCAUCCAAGAAUCCUAGGGUUUACAAGUACUACAGGAAUUCCAUUGUCAAGCAUUUCAGGGAUAAUCCCACUAGAAAGAUUACCUUCACCGAUGUCAGGAAAACUCUUGUGGGGGAUGUUGGUUCCAUCCGUAGAGUCUUUGAUUUCCUGGAGGCAUGGGGCUUGAUCAAUUAUCAGCCAUCCUCGGCGGUCACAAAACCCCUGAAGUGGGAGGACAAGGAGACCAAGCCCGAAGCUGGGUCUAAUUCGAACGAAUCAUCAACUCCAAUUCGAGAGACUUCCAGGAGAGUCUGCAGUGGUUGCAAAGCUGUCUGUACCAUUGCUUGCUUUGCUUGCGAUAAGUAUGACUUGACUCUCUGUGCAAGAUGUUAUGUCCGUGGCAAUUAUCGAGUUGGUGUGAGCUCUUCAGAUUUCAGGCGAGUAGAGAUCAGUGAAGAGACCAAGACAGAUUGGACAGACAAGGAAACUUUGCAUCUUCUGGAGGCCAUUAUGCAUUAUGGUGAUGACUGGAGGAGGGUUGCUCAGCAUGUUGGUGGUCGGACUGAGAAGGAUUGCAUUGCCCAUUUUAUCAAGCUUCCAUUUGGGGAGGAAUUUCUAAAUCAAUAUUCUGGUGUUAGUGAUGACAAAGGUAAUCAAUUAAAGGGACCUGUAGAUGCUGACAGCGGACUGGAAAGUAUUGGUGCAGCAGAACCAAGUAAAAGAAUGCGUCUAACACCUCUUGCAGAUACAAGCAACCCUAUAAUGGCACAGGCUGCUUUCCUAUCUGCUUUAGUGGGGGCAGAGGUUGCACAGGCUGCUGCUCGAGCUGCAGUGAGAACUCUGUCUGAGGUUUACAAAACAGCUAGAAUAAAAUAUCAGUCAUUUCCAAGGAAUAUGCUAUUGCAAGAUACUGAUAAGGCAGUUAAUGGGGGCACUGCGUCUGAUUCGUUUGAAUGGACUCGGUUGCAAGCAAAUGCACAGCUUGAGAAGGAGGAAUCGGAUUUGGAAAAAGCAAUUUCUGUGAUUAUAAAUGUUCAGAUGAAGAAUAUCCAUGACAAGCUUGUUCGUUUUGAAGAUUUAGACCUGCUGUUGGAGAAAGAAGGCCAACAGUUGGAGCAAAUGAAGAAUAUACUUUACGUUGAUAAGCUUACACUUCUAUUUCAUAGACGGUCGAAGCCAAAAACUGGAGAGCACACGGAAGAGGAUAAUAUUAACUAAGGUUGAUGACUAGUCUUAGUUUCUUACCUAUUUUAGGUUUCUUCUCAACUAUCCUGUACUUUUAGUUUGCUCAGGCGCUGCACACAUCUGACUUCCCCCUGUAGUAUGUAAAUGUGACUGGCAAAAUGGAUUUGAGUAGUCCAGGGACGUCUCUCUCACUAACAUUGACCUAAAAUUUGGAUAUCCUGUAGGGGAUUUUUCCAGGGUAUUCAUCUUUUGUUCUGAGAAAGGAUAUCAGGAAGUGAGCAAAGGAGGUGAUUUUGUUUUCCGCA